Molecule: messenger RNA, 1759 nt
Organism: Mobula hypostoma (lesser devil ray)
Lineage: Eukaryota; Metazoa; Chordata; Chondrichthyes; Myliobatiformes; Myliobatidae
Gene: meox1
Product: mesenchyme homeobox 1
Exons: 3
Coding region: 408-1238 (276 amino acids)
Biological process (GO): positive regulation of transcription by RNA polymerase II; somite development
Cellular component (GO): nucleus
Molecular function (GO): DNA-binding transcription factor activity, RNA polymerase II-specific; RNA polymerase II cis-regulatory region sequence-specific DNA binding
Source: RefSeq, a predicted model, not a curated record
GUGGGGAACAAUGCUGACCGGUUUUAAAACGUCUAUGAUAUCCUUGGUCUGAAAAAAAGCCAUUAAGCUUGUGCAUAUAAAAUUUCUGCGUAUACAGUAAUGCUGGUGAUUAAUCGCAGCAAUUCUUUGCUUGGUUGGAGUAAUCCAACAUGUGGUGGCCAACCCCGCCCCUCUCACAUUACACACUAUAAGCUUGUCACUUUUCCCACCAAGCGUUCAGAGGGAGGCAGCCUCAUUGACUUAAAGCAUGUGAGCAUUUAUUUAUUUAUUGGAGGAAAAAAGUUUACAAAGAAUCAGAGCAUUGCAAAUUAUAUCUGAAGACUUGAAGUGACAAAGAACGGUGCCAUUUGCAAAGAUCUAGGAUUUUAAACUUUGUUUGAGUGCAGACAGCACCUUCGAGUCUUUCAAUGGAUCAGACGACAAGCAGCUGCAUGCGCAAUUCGCAUUCCGGGGCCGCCGUGUGGAGCUGCAUGCGAAAUCCACAUUCCGGGGCGGGGGUUCCCGGCCUCCACCACUAUCCUUCUCCUUUCUCUUUAUACAAAAAGUCCGAAGUCGCGGACUUCACCGCUUAUCCAGAUUUCCCUUCUCCUUGCCUGGUGUCGGCGACGCACAGUUUCCCCGGAGAAGAAAGGGUUUACGUGGAACAUCACCCGGGCCGCUUCCACCGCACCGAGUGGCACAUUCCCCCUCCGCUGCCGACGGCGGCCAGAGACAGACAAACCUCAUGCUUGUCAGCCAGCUCCGCGAAUUUCGAAACCGGUGGCUCGGAGCCGGCGCUAUGUGCCGCGACUGGGGAUUACUCCAGCCAGCGGGGCAUCGCUGCUUCCGAACUCGACAAGAAACCAACGAAAAGGAAACGCGACGUGUUAGAAACUCAAGAUUCAAAUUACAAGUCCGAGUCCAAUAACAAGGCCAGGAAAGAAAGGACAGCAUUCACUAAAGAACAGAUUCGAGAACUGGAAGCUGAAUUUGCUCAUCAUAAUUAUCUGACCAGACUGAGGCGAUAUGAGAUAGCAGUUAACUUGGAUCUCACAGAAAGACAGGUAAAGGUCUGGUUCCAGAAUAGAAGAAUGAAGUGGAAGCGUGUCAAAGGUGGACAACCAAUUUCACCACAGAGUCAAGAACCUGAUGAUGUGGACUGCGUGACUCCUGAUGCAAGUCUCAGGAACAUAGAUGGAAAGAGCCAAUUGGAGGGCCUAGUGGACAGUAAGGAAACAAUGCAGGAUAGUAUUAGAUAAAUCCAUUGGCCGUAUCCAUCAGAUUUGGACUCUAAAGUGAACUUAAGUUGGAUGAUAUCACCUAUUUAAUAUCAGGUGUCAACUUGACCAAUCUCAAGUGAAGCUUUGAACAUUUUGGAACAUCAGCUCAGACUCAUUCAACUUUGAAACCAAAGUUCAUUGAACCCCAAUUAUUGACCAUGAACGUUUUGUUUUUGUAUUAUAGCAAAGAAUCAGAUUUGAAAUCUAUGGUUUCAUUUAUCAUUUCAACAAACUGUCAUUUAUUUUUGCUUUUUUUUUAAAGAAAAUUUAGCUUACAAGUUUGUUGCAUAAAUACAGUAUUACGAGAAAAAACAUUGGGUCAAAUCACAUUAAAUUAAACAGCAUAAAAACUUUUAUGAAGAUAAAACCAAGGAAUGGAAGUGUAUAGUUCUUUAGUAGCAAUUUUUCCACUAUGUAUUAGGCAUAUGUAAAAUAAACCAAUUCUGUAAAACACUAUGUUAAAUACUCAUUUAUUAUCAUUAAACCUUUGCCAAAAUGAU